Molecule: messenger RNA, 1083 nt
Organism: Patiria miniata (bat star)
Lineage: Eukaryota; Metazoa; Echinodermata; Asteroidea; Valvatida; Asterinidae
Product: sulfotransferase 4A1-like
Exons: 7
Coding region: 189-1079 (296 amino acids)
Biological process (GO): sulfation
Cellular component (GO): cytoplasm
Molecular function (GO): sulfotransferase activity
Source: RefSeq, a predicted model, not a curated record
CCACAGUUUCCCACAAAUUAAUGAAAUUAAUAGGUCCAUAUGCGGUAUUUAAUGAGGCUCAAAUGUACAGUAUUUCUGUGUGGUUUGAGCUUUAAAGGCUUUAAAAAGAGUCUGAAUCCUGAGAAGAUCUGAUCCGGCUUGCAUGAUGCGAAGCCAUGGUUUGAAAAACCGCCAUAGCGCUAAACAAGAUGGCGCAGAUUUCGUCUCCCGAAUCGCCUACUAAGUUGGCAAUAGACGAUGAGUACGAUAUCAUGCAGUAUUAUGUCGUAGACGGGGUGAGGUUACCCCCGUUUUGCAGAGGAAAGAUGGAAGAUGUGGCCACCUUCCCUGUAAGAAAAGAUGACGUGUGGAUUGUGAGUUAUCCGCGUGCAGGGGUGUGGCUACAGGACCUGAUCUAUCUGCUCCUAGAGGGGGGAGAUCUCAACACGACAGACCUGAGCCUGGAGUCCGUGGAGGAUUCCAUCCCCUUCCUGGAGGCCCCGAGCCCCGGGAUGGAGUUACUGAAGACGCUGCCCUCGCCCCGUUACAUCAAGUCCCACCUGCCAUACGGACUGCUGCCAGAGGGCGUCAGGAACAAAGAAUGCAAGGUGAUCUACAUUACCAGGAACCCCAAGGACGUAAUGUGCUCGUUCUAUGACUUCCAUCGCACUGUCCGCAUGGUGCACUACAAGGGCACUUUCCAUCAGUUCUUCUAUCGCUUCAUCAACAAUAAAUUGGGGUAUGGUUCCUACUUCAGACAUGUGUUGGAGUGGUGGGAACAGCGAAAGGACAACAAUUUGCUCUUCCUAAAAUAUGAAGAUGUCCGUCAGGAUAUCAGAUCUAGUAUUGAACAGCUGGCAAAUUUCUUAGAGCGACCUUUGACCCCGGCCGCACUGAAAAGCAUCUACACCCAUUUUGAGGAGGAUGCAAGAGCAUACACAUUGUUAGGAUGGAGCACGCAUACAAUCGAAAGACUUUUGGAGGAUCGUGUUGGGUAUUGGAAGUAUUACUUCACCGUCCACAUGAACGAGAAGUUUGACAAGUUACUACCAGAUAGACUACCUGCUAGCACAGGGCUGGACUUCCAGUACACGCUCUGAGCUG